This is a messenger RNA of Paramecium sonneborni, 6618 nucleotides long. NCBI's taxonomy places the organism in Eukaryota, Ciliophora, Oligohymenophorea, Peniculida, Parameciidae. The record is from the annotation of a GenBank genome assembly.
AUGUAUUUCCUAGUCUUCCUGAUCUUAAUCUAGAAAAUAAUAACAUAAUGGUUGGUUAAAGAUUAAGCUAUGAUUUCAAAUGUAAUUUAUGAAUAGGUUACGGCUGGUAAUGCAUUUGAAAAAACAGAAGGCUUUGUCAAAACUUCAAAUACAUUAAUGACAGCAAAUUUUAUUAAUUGCUAAACACCCCUUACAAGUUAUAUUACUUUGGAUAAAAACAAUCCUGGAAUAGAAAAUUACAAAGAUAAAUAAGUUUCAUAUGGAUCUGUAUUAUCAUUUGAUUUAUAUUUUCAUGGUACAUGGAAUGCUUAAUCAAUUACGAUAAAUCUAGGAAGUUUUAGUCAUUCCAUUUCAUAUAUUUAACCAAGCACUUACCAUUUAGAUACUUAAUUUUGUGAUAAUACACCAUAUGAGAUUUAGUCACAUUAUAUUUUUUUUUAAUAAUCCUAUUCAGGUAAAUUUUCCUAUAGUUCUUCAAAUUUAUUAGAUGGUAAGGUCUCUUUAAGAAAUAUUUUCAUAACAAGAUUACAAUGUUAUCCUUCUUGUAUGUAAUGCAGUGGUCCAGAAUUUAAUGAAUGUUCAAUGUGCUUUUAUGGAAUACCCUUGAAUAAUAUUUGUCCAACAUGUCCAAAUGGUUAAUAUUAUGUAAAGUAUUUGGGAUGUAGAAAUGUUUGUAAUUUUGAUUCAAAAUUGUUUAAAAAUUAAUUCUGUGAAGGAUACCCAAGUAAAGCAAAUUCUAAUAUUUAGUAACUUAUUUUCUACAAUCCAAAUUAGAUUUACAUCCUUAACAAAUUGAAUAAGUCAGGUGGUCAAUAAACUAUGAUAAAAAAAACAUAGAUCCUACUAUUAGACUUGAUUUCCAUGUUAAUAAUAUUUUAUGUUUCGGAAUUUUCAAAUAUAAUUCUGGAAUUCAACGAUUUGUGAAUGAAAUUAAUCCAAAUAUAGGAACUUAAUUGAUCGGCCUAAGAAUAGAGAUUAUUCUGUUUAAUUCUCUUACUACUAAUUCUGGAAUUAACAUUCAAAUUAACAAUACAUAUUAUGGAUCCUUAUAUAAAAUUUCUACUUAAAUUGAAACACAUAAUAUGUUUGUAUUUGAUUAGACUUUUAUGGGUUGCUCUUUGCCAUAUACCAAUUGUUAUUUAUAUGAACUACACAUGUUUGUUGAUAUUCCAUCAAAUCCAUUUUUAUUUUCAAUAUUUGGCAAUUUCACGUAUUAAAUUAAUUUUUAAUUAUAGGGAUAACAAUGCAGGGUGGGGAUUAGUUUCCUUUGCAGUAACUUCUGGAUAUUGUCCAGAUAACUGUCUGGAAUGUGAAAUAUCAUUUUAGUGUAAAACUUGUAUGCAAAAUUUUAAAAAAUAUAGAGAUGGUAGAUGCAAUAUUCAUUGUAAUCUAGCAUUUUAAAGAUCAAAUGAUACUCAUUGUAUAGAUUUUGAUGAUGAGACUUCUUGUAAUAUUUUACAUAAUUUCUAGAUUCAAAAUAUUUGAUUUAAGAAUAUAUUGAUUUUGCAAAUGAUCCAACUUAAGAAUACAAAUAUAUAUUAAUUUCUCAAUCUCCGUUAAAUGGAAAAAAUUUUUUAAAAGGAGAUAAUAUUAUGUAUUCAUAUUGGAAAACUUAUCGUAUUUUUGGUGGUCCUUAUGUUUGGGCUUAAGCAAAAUUUUAAAGAGAACAUUAAAUUUUAAAUCCUCAUCAUAGUAUUACAAUUGGGUUUGAGGUGCUGUUUGGUCCAACUUUCCCAUUGACAGGAAGUUUUAUUUACACAAUUUAAUCGAAUCCAAGUGUAAAUCUAAAUCUAUAAACAACAGGUAUUUAUGCAAAUGAUGAUGGAACAAAGACAAAAAGAGUGUAUGAAAAAAUUAACCAUAACUCGGGUACAUUAAUUAUUUAUUGGGAAUGUUAUGGUUCAGAUAAUGAACCAGUGAGUUCUUAUUGUGGAUUUUUCAACUAUUAUAUUGCAGUUCACUAUUGUUAACCAUUUUGUACAUAAUGCACAAAUGAAAACACUUGUACAUAAUGGAAUAGUACAUACUAUUCUAAUAUUGUUAAAUUUUCAUAGUCUGAAUGUUUCAAUAAUUAAUAUCAUGAUAAGAAUUAAUGGACUUGUUUGAAUUGCCCAAAUUAAUGCAUGACUUGUACUUCUCUGAUAGAUUGCUAAAUUUGCUAAAAUACUUAUACUCUAACUAAACAAGGAUGUGUGUGCAAAUAAAAUUAAUAUGAGGAUUCCAUUCAAUGUUAUGAUUGUCCUGUUUUAUGUAAAUAAUGCUUAAGUGCAACUUAUUGUAUUGAAUGUUUUUUAAGUGAUUUUAGAGAACUAGUUUAAGGUGAAUGUACCUGUAUGGAAGGUUAUUAUGAAGUGAUAGGUAGUACAAUUUGUUUGUAAUGCCAUUAAUUUUGUAAAGAAUGUUCAGGUUCUACUAAUAAUAAUUGUUAUAGUUGUAGUGAUAUAGUUGGUAUAGAUAAAUAAGGUAAUACUUGUUAAUGUCCAUUAACAACAUUUUACUCAGAAUAAUCAAAUUCUUGUAUGAGCUGUCAUAAUACUUGUUUGACAUGUUUUAAUGAAAGUAUAAAUGGAUGUCUUACUUGUGAUAUAUCAUUAAACAGAAAUCUUAUAGGAUUAAAUUGUUAAUGUUCUUCAGGAUAUUAUGAGGAUUCUGGUACUUGUGAGAGUAUUUAAAAAAAGAUUUAUAAUAGGUUGCCCUGAUAAUGAAGAUUCUUCUUUCACUCAAUGCUAUGUAUUAUGUUUGAAUAACUAAAUGAUAUGGCAUAAACCAGGAUGUACAUCUUGUGAUGAUGGCUUUAUUUUAGUUAAUAAAGGAUGUUAACCAUUUUGUGGAGAUUAAAAACUUGUUGGAAAUGAAUAAUGUGAUGACGGUAAUAAUGAAUUAGAUGAUAAAUGUUUUAAUUGCAGAUUUUAAUGUCCAAAAAAUUGUUUAGAUUGUAAUUAAUAUACUUCUUUACCUUGUCCAGAUUUAUGUGGAGAUGGAAUAGUGACUGGUCUAGAAGAAUGCGAAGAUGGUAAUAUUAUUUAAUUUGAUGGUUGUUAUAAUUGCAAAUAUUAAUGUUAAGAAUCUUGCACAAAAUGUUUGAAGGGUGUUUGUUAUGAAUGUGCUGGAGGAUGGUACAUAGAUCCACUAAUAUGGAGGUGUAAAGAGAGAUGUGGAGAUCGUUUAGUUGUUGGAUAAGAGUAAUGUGAUGAUGCAAAUUAAGCCGAUCAUGAUGGAUGUAAAGAAUGUAGAUAUUUUUGCAGAAAUGGUUGUUCAUCUUGCAAUUUUGACACAAAUAUUUGUUUAGCUUGCUAAUAUCCUGGAUUUGUUCCAAAUUAAUAUUAUUGUUAAAAUGUUUGUGGAGAUGGUUUAGUCGUAUCAGACCCAUUCUUUAUAGAAGUAUGUGAUGAUAUUGGUUGUAAAUCAGACUGUAAAUCUUGUAAAUAAGGAUAUGUACUUGUAAAUAGUAUUUGCGAACCUAUUUGUGGUGAUUCUCUAGUAGUGGAAAAAGAAAUGUGUGAGGAUAUAUUCACACUACCCUAUAGAUGUUAACAUUGUUAAACUAAGUGUUAAUUAUCUUGUUUAUUAUGUGAUACAACAGGAAAAGGAUGUUUAAUAUGUAACAUUGGUUAUGAAAAUAUUGACAAUUUAUGUUACUCAAUUUGUGGAGAUCAAAUUGUUACAAAUGAUGAAGAUUGUGAUGAUGGCAAUUUAAUCAUAGGAGAUGGCUGUCAUUUCUGUUAAUAUAGUUGUUUACAUUCAUGUUAAGAUUGCAUCAAAGGUAAAUGCUUAAAUUGUAUGGAUGGUUAUUCCUUAAUUUUAUCUACAUGCUAAUUAGAUUGUGAUGAUGGUAUUACAAUAUGGGAAGAGCAAUGUGAUUAUAUCAUUUUAACAAAUAAUGAUGGCUGUUAUAAGUGUCUCUAAUGCUCAGAUUAUUGCCAAGAUUGUUAAAAUGGAAUAUGUAUAUCAUGUCAAACUAAUUAUGAACUUGAUAUCUUAUAUCAUACAUGCAAACCUAUUCACACUACUAAUAAAAAUAUUGAACCAUAUUGUGUAUAAUUUAAAGAAAAUUAAUGUCUAGAAUAAAGGGAAGCAUUAAUGAAUUUUCUUUAAUAUUCUGAUUUUCUUAUGAAUACAUGUUUUGAACAUUGCAAAAAUUGCUUACUUAAUAAAUGCAUUGAAUGCUAAUAAGGUUAUUAUGGUUCUAUUUGUUUACCAAAAUGUGGAGAUAAUAUUGUUGUUUUAGAAGAAGAAUGUGAUUGCAUAAGAGGUAAGAUGAUAAGUGAGUGUUUUAAUUGUAAAUUAAUUUGUCCAAAUUUUUGUUAACUAUGUGUAUUUGGAUAAUGUUAAUAAUGUUAAUAUGGAUUUUAUUUAGAUGUUUUAAGUAAUACUUGUUAAUCAAUAUGUGGAGAUAAUAUAUAAUCUUUAAAUGAACUUUGUGAUGAUGGAAAUGAUCAAGAUUAUGAUGGUUGUUCUUCAUGUUAAUAUUAGUGUGAAUUAGAAUGUCUAGAUUGUUAAUUUGGUAAAUGUACUUUAUGUUUUGAACCAUUUCUUUUAGUAUAAUCAAAAGUCAAAUGUGAACCAAUUUAAUCCUGUGAAGCUUAAUUUGGAUAUUAUUAUGAAAGUUUUACUAAUAGCUGUAUAAGUCUCUGUGGAGAUGGUAUUGUUUCAGGUGAUGAAGAUUGUGAUGAUAUUAAUGAUACCCCAUAUGAUGGCUGUUAUUAAUGCAAAUUUUAAUGUAGUAAACUCUGUGAAUUAUGUGAUAAUGGUAUUUGUCUUAUUGAAGCAUGUCCUCUUGGAACAAUCCCUAUGAAAAAUUCCUGUUGUGGAGAUUUUAUUGUAAAUGGUGAUGAAGAGUGCGAUGAUGGCAAUUUAAUAGAUUUUGAUGGCUGUUCAUAAUGCUUCUUUUAGUGUGAUCAAUUUUGUAAUACUUGUGAUCAAGGAAAUUGUAUCUAAUGUAUUGAAGGAUUUACAUUAGAUAAAAAUAAAUGUUUUUUAAAUGAAUAUCAGCAAAUAUAAUAUUUGGAAACAGAAAAAAAAUAAUAAUCUAAUUCCCUUAAUUUUGAUCAGAUUUGCAGAAAUGAUGAAUGUGUUUAUUCUUUAAGACCAUAAAUGAAAUUGACAUUCUUAAAUUAGACCUUUUCCAAAUAAUAUGUCGAAAUUAGUUUUGAUUAAGAAGUGCAAUUAGAUGGAUCCCAUAUUAUUGAUUAACUGUAGAUAUUCGAGAUCCUAAUCGAAAAUUUAGAUGAUUAAUUUUACAAUUUAUAGCUUUAAUCUAUUGUAAGUAUCACUUCAGAUCUACAAUAUGUCCAAUACAUUAUUGAAAUAGAUAUUUAGCUUGAAAUUUAAGAAAAACCUACUUUAUCUGUUUCUUUAAUGAAGACUGUUAUUAAUAGCAAUAAUCAAACUGUUUUUAAACCCUCCUAGGCUAUUCAUCUCAAUCUUCCUAAGAUUAUGAGUGAAAAAAUAAAAUAGUAAGCCAUUACUAUUAGUUCAACCAAUAAAGCAUUUAUGAUCACUGCUAUUUCUAUUUCUGUGAUAUCAUUACUUUUUGGUGAAGCCUCUUUAUUCAUUGAAACAUUGAGUACUCUUUAGUACUAAUCUUAUCUUAAGUUUAUUAAUCUUGAUUACCCAGAAAAUUUAUAUAUGUAUUUCUAAACAUCAGAAAUGUUAUCUUUAUCCAGUUAUUUAGAUAAUUUACAAAUAGACUACUUAUUAGGAAUUAUUACUAGAAAGCCAGAAAGUCAAAUUAAAAUAGAUGGAAAGUUUGCAUUUUAUAAUGUAGAUUGUGAUCUUAUUUCAAACUUAGUUCCUUAAUUCUUUCAGCUUGUAAUUAUUUUAACAAUUGUGCUAAAUAGUAAAAAGUUAUAUAUUUUGUACUAAAACUUUUUUUCAACUAUGCUCUCAAAUUAUAUUUUGUAAAAUACAUAAAGUAGUACUUAAUAUUUAUUACACUUUAUUUUAAAUGUUGGAAAAUAAUUUAAGAAAUUCCUCAAAUUUAGAUAUUAAUUAACUUUGAUAUAAAUACUCCCAUUAUUCUCCCUUAAUGCUUGGGAUCUACUCUUUAAAAUAUUAUUACAAAUUCAUUUUAAUGAUCUAUCAAAUGCUAGAUACAAGUUUUAAUAUAUAUGUGGAUUAUCAAUUUUAACUUCAUAUUUAAUCAUUUUAUUGAAGUCAUAUAAUUCAAGCAUUCCUAAAUAGGAGAUAAAUGACGUUUAUUAUCGUUAAAAUAGAUAUUUAAUUACUGAUAUUGUGAGAACAUUUCAAUUUCAUAUUGUACUAGUUUUUUUUUAAAAUGAUCCAAUAACUCAGACUUUUUUAAUUGCUAUAAAUAGUAUUCUGCAAUGCAUCUUCAUUUUUAAAUAUUAAUAAGUCAACAGAUUAGAUAAAUUCACCAACAUAAGUAAUGAAGCUGCUGUAGCUUUAUUUAGUUUAACAACUUAUAUAUAUUAUAAAGAGAAUCUCUAUUCAUACCAAACUAUUUUGCAAGCUGGUUUUUUUCAUAUGGGGAUAUUAAUGAUAAGCUUAUCUUUAGUUUUUCUAAAGCAAAUUUGGCGAAAAACUUAAAAGAUAAUUUCUCAAUUAGUCAAAAGGCAAAAAAAAGAAAAACCAAUAAAUCAUGAGAUAUUUUUAUGA